Messenger RNA from Perkinsus marinus ATCC 50983, 426 nucleotides. RefSeq lists its product as hypothetical. Lineage: Eukaryota; Perkinsozoa; Perkinsida; Perkinsidae. The record is from RefSeq and is a predicted model, not a curated record. The transcript has 6 exons. Bases 1 to 426 code for a protein of 141 amino acids.
AUGUCAGUGGAGAAUCACCCGGAGUGGCAAGGGUCGCGACCAGCCAAGUGGAUGGACCGUAAUACUGGCAAGAACAAUAGCCGAAAAAUAAUACCCACUGUGUGCCGGUCUGGAGAGCAGGACACCUUCACACGACUUGGAAUGGACAGGUUUUCUCUCGGUUUUUUCAAAGAAGGAGGCUUAAUUCCUGGAGCAGGAUUUAUUCGUGGUAUGUAUCCGCGUACGGCUCCUCUCAAUAGCGUCUGUUGGGAAUCUUUUCGAGCUGAGCGGCCAGAUUUGGUUCAGAAAAGAUUACCGUUUCGGGAAGUUGACCGGCUGGCUGAACAGCAAGCGGCUAAGGGAAGCGUUGAGGAGCUCGGGGAGUGGGAGAGGAAUAUUUUGAGGGAAAUUCCGGGGGCUAAUUAUGCAGAGAUUUUAAUUGUAUAA